Molecule: messenger RNA, 1697 nt
Organism: Durotheca rogersii
Lineage: Eukaryota; Fungi; Ascomycota; Sordariomycetes; Xylariales; Xylariaceae
Product: FAD/NAD(P)-binding domain-containing protein
Exons: 6
Coding region: 173-1558 (461 amino acids)
Biological process (GO): secondary metabolite biosynthetic process
Molecular function (GO): FAD binding; monooxygenase activity
Source: RefSeq, a predicted model, not a curated record
GACAAAUUAACCGAGAAGUGGGGGAGGCGUAAUACGGCAGCCGGGGUUAAUAUUGGAAAGGUCGACUAAGUCCGCUACCUCGCCGUAAGACGAGAUAUUUUGCGAAGUAUCUACAAAAAGACGCGUGUAAAGAGCCUCAAAUAUAAGUAUAUGUCAACGGAAACCCCUAAAGAUGGAACCGGAAGUGAAUAUUGUGAACGCACCUGUUAAGUCAGCUAUAUGUCUAGACGUGAUAGUCAUAGGUGCUGGGUUAAGCGGUCUCGGGGUCGCUAUCGCAACUGCGCUCUCUGGCCACCGCGUAACUGUUUUCGAAGCUGCCGCCGGGCUUCACGAGGUAGGAGCCGGAAUACAGGUUACCCCUAACUCAUCGCGGAUCUUACAGCGAUGGGGCGUUUCCGAUGAGCUAUGGGCUUCGGCUGCAGAGCCGACGUACUUUGCCGUUCGCAAAUACACCGGCGGGAUCCUGCUUCUGGAGAAGGAUUUCGACAAGGCGAUGCGAUCAAAAUACGAAGCGCCCUUUCUCGAACUGCAUCGCGUCGAUUACCAAACAUCACUCUACAAGCGUGCGAAAGAGCUCGGCGUCCAAUUCCGAUUCGGAACUAGGGUCGCUAAGGUGGACUUCGAGACAGGAGAAGUCAUCAGCCAGUCCGGGUUGCGAGCGCGGGGCGACCUGGUCGUUGCCGCCGAUGGCUUAUGGUCUCUAUGUAGAGCCCAGUUCCUCCCCAAGGACUUCGAGGGCGUUCCUAGGCCGACAGGCGACCUGGCAUACCGACUAACGCUGAAAUUAGACCAGAUCCAGGACCCGGAGUUGAGGGGGUGGGUGCAAAUCCCGUCCUGUAACGUAUGGAUAGGACCCAAGUCGCACGUUGUCGGAUACGCCUUGCGAGGUGGUACUGAGUAUAACCUUGUGUUGAUAACCCCGGACGACCUUCCGAGUGGUGUUACCCAACAGAGCGGCGAUGUUGAGGAGAUGAAAGCCCUCUUUAAAGGUUGGGACCCGAUAUUGGACAGGUUUCUCGCCGUUGCCAGCGCAGUCAAGAAAUGGAAAUUGAUGUAUCGGGAGGAGAUGCGCAGAUGGGUUCACGAAUCUGAGCAUGGCAAUUUCGUAUUUGUUGGCGACUCCUGCCACCCUAUGCUCCCAUACCUUGGGCAAGGGGCCAAUCUAGCCAUCGAAGACGGCGCUGUGCUCGGCCGCUUACUGGGACAUAUCCAAGCCAAGAACCAGCUUGGGUGGGUGUUGAGGAUGCACGAGCAGCUUCGAAAACCACGGGCAGACGCGGUGGUGAAGGAAGUAUUCCAACAGCGCAAUGUAUUUCACAUGGUGGACGGACGUCAGCAACAGGCGCGAGACGAAAUACUGUUGUCGCAAGUGAGAGAGGGGACGGAGGGCGAGCCAUUUCCGAUCCGCUGGUGUUGUCCUCGAGUUCAACCCUGGCUUUUCGGCUACGAUGCCUACGUAGAGGUCGAUAAAGCUGUCAGGGAGAAUCCCUUGAGCCUCGGGGAAAAUGGAAAUGCAUCCGCGGGAAAGGAAGAUAGUGGCGUGUUCGAGGGAAAUUAAUGUCCUCUAUACCUGCGGUUGAUCUGGUAUUAGGUAGCAGUUGUGCUGCUUUUCCCGCUGUUGGCUCGCGGUGUGGUGACCGAGAGGCACCCGCGUGAGCUAUUAGAUCGUCAUGGAAUCAGGUAGAGUUAAUAUAAUA